Messenger RNA from Dermacentor andersoni, 1512 nucleotides. RefSeq lists its product as uncharacterized. Lineage: Eukaryota; Metazoa; Arthropoda; Arachnida; Ixodida; Ixodidae. The record is from RefSeq and is a predicted model, not a curated record.
GCACAGCUGCCGGUAAGACAAAAAAUAAUGAAGACAUUAGAAGAAUUUUAGCUGAAGCAGCUAUCUUUCAUCUUCAUUUUCUGAUUCGUGCGGAGUGGUACAGAGCAGGCCAACCAUCUUUUAUUAGCAACUUUAGCGCGCUGACAGCUAAUACUGAACUUCUGCAGGAAAAUAAUCUGUGAGGUUGCCGCAGGAACGCUUGCAAUACCAUUUGUGAGUAUAUUAUAUCUCCGUGGCACAAGACGAUUGCCAUGUUAAGCUACUUAUCCUCUAAGUUCCUGAUUGUAUUCGAAAUCAUUUUAAUAUCUGCGAGUUUAGUUUUGUUGGGCAAUCCGUACGUUUUCAUCAUCAUCAUCAGCCUAUUUAGGUUCACGUCAAGGUGUUUUACUUCCCACUUAUCGGCAUCCUUGCAAUUAGUACGUUCCUUAUUUUUUUUUUCGAAAUUUAGGCUCUAACUUUUCUUAGAUAAUUUUUUUUCAAUCUUUCACCUAUACCCCUCCUCUUACCGCCAUUUUCUUGGGCAAUCCUCCGUAGUGGGUAACUGUCAUUAUUUCAGGGGCAACCAAGCGAGCGUUCAGUCGCUUUACACCACCAUGAACCGGCCCGAAAAUUACCACUACAUGCACCACGAGAUGGCUUACCCACAUGGCUUCUACGACCCCGGAAACCGUAGUCGUCGAGGCUCGCGGACCCUGGGCAUGCCGAGCGAGUUCGACGUUAGCUCCACCGUCGAAUUGGCGCCGUCGUCAGCCGGAGGCGUGGCGGUCAGCGUCAAACGCUCGUCGCUGGCAUGGCCGUUUUCACCAGCCGGGACCCCUGCAGCACUAGCCGUAGGUCACUACGAACACGGCCAACCUCGGAGAGAGGCCUGGAUUACGUCCGUCUUCAAAGGACUUCGGGCCGUGGGCACAGAGGGCGUGGCCGCUGUCGUCUCCACUGUGGUCCUGUGCUUCUUCACAGGGCUCGCGAUAUGGCUUUUGUCAACGGCUCAAGACCAAUGGGACGACAGUGGUUUAGACGCGGUGGACGACGCAGAUGCGGGCCUGCACUUGGAUUUCUACGGUGCGCCACCUUCGUCGCCUGUUGCCGGGGUUGACGAGAUGCUCACGAGUGAGUGGAAGAUAACAGUAGGAACCAGACGACCGAGAAGCAGUAAGCGUGCUUUGAUGUCAACAACGGUGCUCUCUGACGUGGCGCUGAAAAGCCGGGUGCGUCGCUGGACCGAAGAUAACGCUGAAAGCCGCGGUAGUACUGUGGAUGGCGGCGGCGAUGACAGCGAUGAAUCGAAGGCGCCGUGGACCGCAACAACUGACGUCGACGCUGUGACUAUUGCUUCCAAGCCUAUCCGUGUCAGGCGACGACCGCUGUCCAAGAGGCAUCGCUCGACGCAGCGCAGUUCGGCAAAACGCGUGAAGCGAUCCCAUCGGGUUCGCCAGCGUGAAGUUCGACUCUGAUGCUCCAUACAGAGGACGAGGACCCCUACAAAUAUAUCUGAGCCGGCAUUUGCACUCC